Molecule: messenger RNA, 3630 nt
Organism: Strongylocentrotus purpuratus (purple sea urchin)
Lineage: Eukaryota; Metazoa; Echinodermata; Echinoidea; Camarodonta; Strongylocentrotidae
Product: potassium channel subfamily K member 16
Exons: 4
Coding region: 859-2160 (433 amino acids)
Biological process (GO): stabilization of membrane potential; potassium ion transmembrane transport
Cellular component (GO): membrane
Molecular function (GO): potassium ion leak channel activity
Source: RefSeq, a predicted model, not a curated record
AAGUCCAACUUAAAGUUAAUUAAAUUCGACUUACUUUGGGCUAAAGAUACGAGUGCAACGAUCUGCCUUGACCGCCGCACCCGAUCAGAGGAAAGCUCAAACAUCAAGCGUCAACUUUGUUUUGUCGGUAAGGAGGGAAGAGUACAUAUCGACCAAAUAGUUACUGUAAAGUGUAAACAGUGUUCAUUUGGAAUUCUUACAAGUUACAAAAGGUGGUUGAUUGGAAUUAAAGCCUCAGAUUUGCUGUUUGGACAAGCUAGAAUUGCAAUGCAGAAGUUGCCAUAUACAUGUAGUAUCAGUGCUUUUAGUGAUUACACAAGUAGAUGAUAAGCCUGGACACACUUAUCAUCAAGGCAUCCUUGUGAUCAACCAAUACCUGCACGACCACCGCACCAGUUCUGUGUGGUUACACAUACACAUAACAGAACAUUGUAUACCAGCAACUGAUAUUGGGCUCCAUCUGUUACUCGCCAGAUUUGGCUGAACAUAGUUUACGUACAAGAUAUCAUAAUACAAAUGACAGACUGUUUUGCAAGUAAUAUCAGGAGCGGCUAGCUACGAUGAAAGGAAGCCAUUGCCUUGCAGCAUUUGUAGUUUAUUGAAAAUGUUCCACGCCACCCUUGGAUGUUCUAUCCAUAUCUGUACAUAGCUUCAAUUAUCUGGAUUGAAAGCAACAUGAUUUUUCAUUGUUAGAAGUGUGUGAAGAUCAGUAAAGAAAUUUUAUUCUGCAUGCUGUUCGGCAUCAGUCCCCUGGGAUCAAUUGAGACAAUAGCCCUUUCUGCGGACACUGAAUUAAGUAAGAUUUGAAUAUUUUGAUAGAAUAGCAUUGCUGAGAAGCAAUCCACUUGUGCAAGGACAAUGAAUGGACUUCGACUCUUCAUCCUUACGCUUCUGCUCUUCAUCUACCUCCUCCUCGGCGCUGUCGUGUUCCACUUUCUGGAACAAGAGAAUGAAGACAGCGUUCGGUUGGACCUUGUGUCCAUCCGUGAUCAGUUACUCGCUGACUAUCCCUGCCUGACGGAGGAUACACUGCGGAACUUCACCCUGGGCUUGAUCAAGGCUAGGAACAGCGGAGUCACCUUGGAAGGCAACAAGACCAGUCCUUCAAAUUGGGACUUCAGUAGCUCUUUCUUCUUCUCAGGGACUGUAGUCACCACCAUUGGUUAUGGCGCUAUUGCUCCCCGGACAUACGGUGGCCAACUAUACUGCAUGGUGUAUGCAGCCUUGGGGAUACCUUAUACUGCCUGGAUAUUGGCCAGUAUUGGUGCCUUCUACCAAAAGACCAUGGAAGGUUAUAUCGCAAGAGCGGACAAGGCUCUCAUGAUGUCAAUCUCUAGAAUCAGAAUAAGGAAAAUCUUUUUGGGCAUUGUUGUAGCUGCUGGCAGCUAUACCAUAUUCCUCAUCAUCCCAGCGGUAAUUUUUAUGUUUUUAGAACAUUGGACAUUUCAUAUCGCCCACUAUUACACAUUUAUUACGCUAACAACCAUUGGAUUUGGGGACUACAUAGCAACUGUAGAUGGCCCUAAUUUGGAACACUGGUUGUAUGAUUUUAUAGUGACGUUGUGGAACAUCCUAGGGCUUGCGUAUCUUGCUGUGAUUAUAAGUGUUAUAGGCAAAGGAGAGAUGAAAACUGAGGGCAGCAUACGGAAGUUUCAUGCAAAAGUGUUAAAAAGACAUAGAAAUUUGAAAACUGGAAAAAAAGAUGAAAAGGUAGCAAUGUCGUCUCUGGAAGAGGUCAAAUUCAAAAGAAAUGCAAAUGGAACUGCGCAAAACAAGGAUGAAAAUGAAAAUGGAGCGCUUUAUUCAUCCAGAAAUUCAGUGGUUGGUGAUGUUAUCUUGCCUUAUUUUGUUGAUCCAGAAUCAAUGAAACCUGGCUCACAGACUGAUGCUAACGAAGAUAGCAACGUGGACGACUCUGAAAUCUUUGAUGAGGUGGUUACGAUAGAUGGGCGGAUUGUAGAGGAUGAACGUACUAAUAACAUGUGCAUCAUGUUGGAGUGUGAAAAUGACUUUGACCUUGAGGCUGUAGAGAAAAUCAUUCAUGCUGCACUUGAAGAAACAGUUCCCACUCAAUUGGGUCUACCUCAUCACAGUUUUUCCUUAGAAAAUCAUGUCCGGCAUCCAAAGAAGUUGUGUACACAGGGUACCCAAACAGAGUAACAUUUAAAAGACUUUAAAAUCUACAACUGUCAUGUGUGUGAUGAUUAUAUAAUUGGACAUAUAUAUACGCCUGUAUGUAUCUAUGUGUGUAUGUAUGUAUAUAUGAACUGCACAAUUUCAUAUUUUAUUGUAUAAAGAUUUGAAGAAACAUGUAGGCGUACAGCAGUAUACAUGUGUACAUGUAGUCAUUGUACAUGUAGCUUCUACCCCAAAAUCAGUUUUUUAUUUUUUUUAUUUUAAUGUGAUGAUAGUGCUGUAUACACUACAGGGUACAAAUGUGGAAGUCCAAAGUGCCACUGAAAUAUUUAACCCCAAAAAUAUGCCUUCAUGAAAUUGUAUUGUUUAUAACCAUGAAUUAUAAUUAGCCAAAAUUGAAUUGUAUUCUUCAAUUCAUUAAAAAAAAGUUAUUUCUAUAUAUUUCUAACAGGAAGGCCUAUUUUCCCAAAUUUAUCAAGUACUAUUAUAUAUGUGAUUGCAGUAGCCGCAAUCCAGAACAAUUACAACAAUCUGUGAUAUUCAUUGCUGAUGGUCUCAUGGCGGUAUUCGUGUUUACCGAAAGGGCAUGAUUUUUCCCAUAUAUGCCUGGUUUUCAAUGUACAUGUACAUGUAUAAAGCGACGAGGAGACUCACUUGGUGUUUUAAGGAUUGUUAGUUAACAUGCUCCUUCAAGGCCUCAACAAUGUCUGUAUUGAGCAUGCUAAUAUCUAAAGAAAAUGGUAGAUUUUAGUUAUUUCACAUAAAAUAAUUGUGUUUUUUUGCCUUUUCAGAUAUGAUUCCACAGCCCUUAAAAUAAUGCUUUUACAUAGUUGAACUUUUAUAGGGCCAUAAACUUAGAUUUAAAAAAGAUCAACCAAUAUUUUGCAUCCCAAGAUGUUAACGGGCAAUCCAAUCCAACAAUCAAUAACGAUAAAUCAGAUUUUAGCAACUGUCCACAAAAAUGUCUUUUGUAUGAAAGCGGAAAAUGAGAGAAACAGAAUGGAAAAAGUUUGAAAUAAAUCAGACCAAUAAUAAGUAAGUGAUGAGUGUUUGUAAUACGAGAUCACUAAAUCUGUGUGAACUGCAAAUUUGUAAUUCUCAUUCAUCACAUAAAAAAGUAUAUUAAAAUCAAAGCUAAUUUUGAAGCCUUAUUACUUGCACCCCCCCCCCCCUCCUAUUCGGAAUGUACCAUUACAUGUACAACUGUAUGUCACAGGUAGUCAGAUAUGAGUCCUAUACAGUGUGUGUCCUUUUGCUUUUGAUUUAUCAACAUUCCAGUUUGUCAUCAUUUCAGAAUAUAUUUUUAAAUGCCCUAUUUGACCAUAGUAUUAAUAUUUAAAGAUGAUUACACAUAGAUCUACAUGUAUAUACUCUACCUUUAAAUGCCUAUAUGCUCUUAUUACAUAAAGGAACCUACAGUACAAUGUAUGAUGCAAGUCAUAUUGCAAGCCGAAGAAGAGUAACCCUUUCGAAUAGAAUAAAUGUCAAAGGAAA